Molecule: messenger RNA, 823 nt
Organism: Archocentrus centrarchus (flier cichlid)
Lineage: Eukaryota; Metazoa; Chordata; Actinopteri; Cichliformes; Cichlidae
Gene: mocs2
Product: molybdenum cofactor synthesis 2
Exons: 5
Coding region: 137-646 (169 amino acids)
Biological process (GO): Mo-molybdopterin cofactor biosynthetic process
Cellular component (GO): cytosol; molybdopterin synthase complex; molybdopterin adenylyltransferase complex
Molecular function (GO): molybdopterin synthase activity
Source: RefSeq, a predicted model, not a curated record
AGCUGCAGGACGGUGUCGUGUUGGCGGUGCGUCAGGAGUACGUCGCCAUCGGCAACCAGGUGGUGACUCUGGGAGACGGAGACGAAAUCGCCGUGGUGCCGCCGCUCAGCGGAGGAUAAGAGGCUUGAGAGAGACGAUGUCAGAUGGGCCGAGAGACAUCUUCAAGCUGAGCCGUGAUUGGCUGUCUGUGCAGGAAGUGAUCGACGCUGUCAGCAGCCCUUCCUGUGGUGCCAUUUCAGUAUUUAUAGGUACGACCCGCGAGGACGAGGCGGAUGGCAAGAAGGUGGUUGGUCUGGAGUACGAGGCCUAUGAGCCCAUGGCCCAAUCAGAGUUCACCAAGCUGUGUGCUGACAUCAGAGCGCGUUGGCCAAGCGUGACGCACAUCUGUGUCCACCACAGGCUCGGGUGGGUGAAGGUGGGUGAGGCCAGUGUUGUCAUGGCGAUCUCAUCCCCUCACCGCCAUGACAGCCAGCAGGCGAUCCAGAACUGCAUCAGCCAGCUGAAGGCUAACGUCCCCAUCUGGAAGAAGGAAGUUUACAACACGCAGGAGGCGAGCUGGAAGGAGAACGCUGAGUGUUCGUGGUCCAUUCAGAAGAAAACUGCAGCAGACACGCCGCCCGAGGAAAACCCAAAUGAAAAAACAUGAUGUUUGUGCAUCAUCGAGGUUUUUAGAGUUCGAGUUCAGAGCUUUGUUUAAAACACGAUGAGGGUCACGUUGAUUUUUUUCUUAAGACACUAAUUGUACAAAUUAGGGCUGCAUAAAACGAUUAUUUUAGUAAUCGAGUAUUCUAUUGAUUAUUCCAUCGAUUAAUCGAGUAAUCGC